GUAUGGUGUGUGAUCACCAUCGGCGUGGUUGGUCCACGUUUCCGCCAAUCAUAGCUCGGCACAGUCAAUGAGGAGCGGCGGAGAGCAGACUGCGGCACACCAUCGCUAACCGUCGACCAAGCACGCCGAGAAGAUGUUGGGUUCGCUGCUAGUGGUGAUCAUGGCGGUGGUAUCAGCGACUGGGAUGCACUUCAGCUAUGACGGGACGCCUCUAGCUGAAGGCGUGGUGGUAGGCGGCGCUGUGUCCUCAAACGUUCCUUUUGUGGGGAGUGUCCCUUCUGUUGUGUCGCCCGUCCUGCCAUCGCCAGCUCCUGCCUUUUCGCCCCUCCUACCGCUGCCAGCUCCUGCCGUGUCGCCUGUGCGAGAAGGCCCGCUUCGAUGCAGCUAUCCUCUGGGAUCUGUGGUCCACGAGACGCUAAACGGACGUGAGUACCAUUUAUCGUGGUGUAGCCAACCUGGCCGGACCUUUAGUUACCAACAGGCUGAGAGCUACUGCCGCAGCAUCAACACAGACGGUCACCCAUUGGGAUUCCACGCAGUGAGCCUCGAAACUCGAGUUGAGGAUUCCUUCAUUACCUCCAUCAUCCGCCAUUACGAAGUGCCUUACAUCUGGACGAGUGGCUACAAGGUGGGGCCCUACUCGUGGAAGUGGCAGAGUUGUGUGGCCUCGCAGUACAGCCGUUGGUCUUUCACCGGAAGAUUUGGUCGCAGACAGCCUGACAACGCUGACAUGAACGAGGACUGCCUCGCCAUACUUAAUAACUUUUAUGGAGAUGGUAUCAUCUGGCACGAUAUAGACUGUUCCUUAGAGAAGUACGUCAUCUGCGAGCGGCCUAGUAUUUACGCUCGUUAGUAUGACGGUGAUUUUUCAACAAUCUAAUCUCUUCACCUCCCAUGAAACACCUGUAUAGUUGGAAACUGUAAUAUUGUACUACAAGUUUAUAAAAAUCCUUGUGCAAU
Portunus trituberculatus (swimming crab) is the source of this 960-nucleotide messenger RNA. RefSeq names its product E-selectin-like. Lineage: Eukaryota; Metazoa; Arthropoda; Malacostraca; Decapoda; Portunidae. Bases 134 to 853 code for a protein of 239 amino acids. The transcript has 5 exons. The record is from RefSeq and is a predicted model, not a curated record.